UGGAGAUUCCACUUCCUGCUUCUCCGAUUUAAGGAAACUUCCAGAAAGAGGAAGUACUAUUUGUUUCUAUUUUUUUUGCUGAGUGACUAUAGGGUCUGUUGACGUGCAGCUCUUGCAUACUUUUGGAUUGUAGUAAAAUGGAGUCCGGAGACCGAGUGUCGUUAGAGAAAGAAGGGCACCAAGGAGCCUCGUAUACGUAUUGGGUUAGGAAAAUAACGGAUGAUGCAGCGCCUUUACCGGUGCCUCGUAAGCUAACCCCGGAAGAUGUUUCCCCUUGUGAAUCUCAAUCUCAGUCUGCCACGCUUGGUUCAGCUUGGAAUCGCGUAUCUGCCGGGACAUGGGAGGAGAAAAGUCUGAACAAUUGGGCAACUCCAAGAAUUAAGGAGUUGCUUUUAUCAGUAGGCUCUAUACAGUUCUCCCUCGGCAGAGCAGAAGUAGAAGAUGUUGCUAAAUGUGUUGGCGAUGUGAGUCUAUUAUAUGAUUUACUUUAAUUGCGUCUAUUACUGUAUUUUAGGGGACUGACAUGCAACACUUUGAUUCUAUGUGGUGGCCCCCUAGAAAAUAGGAGUGGAAAACUAUGGAAGAAAUUAAUAUGAAAAAUUUAUCUCUAAAGUUUUCACCCCCAAUUUUACAAGGAUCCAAAGAGACUCAUAGAGUUUCCAAUUUAAGUGAUGGAUUGGAUGAUUUAAUGUUUUUUAAAAGAAUUUGUAACAUCUGAUUAUUAGACGUAGGUUUAUAUUGCCAUUCAUCUACUUGUCAAUAUUUCCAAUGUUAGUUAUGUGCAUCAAAUUGGUGGAGUCUAGAGAGUCAAGUUUUCUUCAGCUGAACUUUUCAAGGUACUGGUUAGGUUCGGUUUCAGAGUAAAACGUUCUAAGUCUCACAUUGGUUUCAUUUGUAAUUGUUGUAAAUUAUUUUUUUAUUUGCAUAGGUUACGGCAACUGUAGCUUUAGUUUAGGAAGAUUAUUAUUUAGUCUAGUACUGGGCUCAAGUAUAAACAAAAACAAUGUACAUUGGGCUUGAAUAUAAGCAAAUCCAAUUAAUUUCACUUUAUUCAAUGGUAUAAUUCAUAAAAUACCCUUAAUUUAAUUGUGAUUCUAUUUUCAAUGACUCUUUCUUAUUCAUGAUAUCAUGUUGCGGUGACAGGCAUUUUAGAAGAAAAAAGCUUACUUUUUUCUUAAUUGAUAUUACUGAAGUUAAUUAGUUAGAAAUUAGUUAUUUUUUUCUUAUAUUUAAGUCCAAAUGGAGUAUAUUGUGAUGUUAUGUAUAAUUUCUAUCAUUCAGAAAUGAUAUUCUGUAUUCAAGUCCAACAUGGUGUCAAACCUCUUGAUUUGUUAGAUUUGUUUCUGCAAAUCACUGCCUCUGUUGCAAUUGUUUCCCAGCUGUCUUCAUUGCUGUUUUGAUUUUUUUUCUCCUUUUCACUUUCAUAGUGCUCAAUUCUCUUUCUGGAUAUCAAGAUCACCACUGCUUUUGUGUUGAAGACCUCAUCAGACAAAGUGACAAACCACCAUACUCUGUUAGGAUAACCACUAGUGACCUAUUUAUGGUGAUCUUCUUAUGCAUUGGU
Messenger RNA from Vigna umbellata (rice bean), 1564 nucleotides. NCBI's taxonomy places the organism in Eukaryota, Viridiplantae, Streptophyta, Magnoliopsida, Fabales, Fabaceae. The record is from RefSeq and is a predicted model, not a curated record.